UGUAUUUCACAGCUAUCUGACAACCCCACUGCCCAUCUCCCGUGUGCACUGCGACUGCACCCCGCUGCCUAAGAUCCUCAGCCCUGCACAGCAGCCCUUCCAGAGCCUGCUGCUAUCUCAGGCUGCGCACCCGCACAGCCAUGCUGGUGAAGAAUGCGUGCAGCAGCAACUGCAGCUGGGAGCUCAGCUACUGCCUGCAGGAGAGUACCACAUACAGAUCGAAACCCCACAUCCCAUUAGUUAUCUUGCCUUGCAGAAGUCAGCAUGGAGAGCGAGUCAAAGCCAUCCUGCCACUCUUCUCCCAGUUCCACCUCAAUGCUGGGGAGUUGCACAGAAUGGAAGUGACAGGAGUGGUGUAUAAUUACAAUGAAGAAGGCAUUCACAGAGAUGAAACUGGAUGGGAGCAGUGCAUUAGUGUCCCACUAGUACAGCCAGAUAUGUUUGGGCUUCGUCAGCAGUGGGAUCACCUCCUAGAGGAAUUUUCUAUGGGAGAGGAGUGGCUUCCUCACAGGUAUGAAGAACGUGACCACAACUGCUACACAUAUGCACUAGCAUUCAUUAAUAGCGUGCUGACUGCACAAGGAAAGCAGCAAAUGAGUAAAAGUGAAUUUACAGAGAAGUUUGUGAUUCCACAGACAAAGAAUGCUUCCAAAUACAUUACUCUUCAUCAGGAGCUAACCACUAAAGAAUUCUACAUUGUACCCCUGCCUGAUCAAGAAAAACAGUGCUGAAAAUAACAAGUUGCAACAUGAAAGCAUCUACGAAACGCUACAGGAGAAGGAAGCCUUAAGACACCUGACCUCAUUAAGAUACACAAUCUGCCUGAUGUACUUAAAAAGACAAUUAAGUUUACAUAUGUUAAGCUGCAUAUCAUGGAAGGAUCACGAAACUAUGGGUAUUUGAAAUAUCAUGCUUGCAAUAUACACAAAAAAUUGCUAUGGGAACUACUACCGUUGAAAAAUGCUUUCCUAUUCACAUUCACUGUAUGCUGUGUUCUGUUGAGACAUUUAAUAUUAGAAAUCAUAAUGGCUGUAUAAUUACGGGUUUUAACAAAUCAACUGUUGAAAUAAGCUCCUUUAAACCAAACUUAAUUUUCCCAUCACACGUAUGGAAAAAAAAAAGGAAUUUAUGCUUGCAUGCUGCUCAAGUCUGAUGUCUGUCACAAAGCAAAGUCAUUUUCCUUCAACCAGUAGUAAAGCAUACAGUAUUCAUAACAAUAAAUCCAGUCUCACUGUCA
This is a messenger RNA of Numida meleagris (helmeted guineafowl), 1237 nucleotides long. It is a transcript of the gene MKRN2OS, whose product is annotated as MKRN2 opposite strand. The record is from RefSeq and is a predicted model, not a curated record. NCBI's taxonomy places the organism in Eukaryota, Metazoa, Chordata, Aves, Galliformes, Numididae. The coding region runs from base 141 to 731 and encodes 196 amino acids. The transcript is spliced from 3 exons.